Messenger RNA from Diutina rugosa, 1410 nucleotides. RefSeq lists its product as uncharacterized. Gene Ontology annotation, molecular function: RNA lariat debranching enzyme activator activity. Bases 1 to 1410 code for a protein of 469 amino acids. Gene Ontology annotation, biological process: mRNA splicing, via spliceosome. The record is from RefSeq and is a predicted model, not a curated record. Gene Ontology annotation, cellular component: post-mRNA release spliceosomal complex. NCBI's taxonomy places the organism in Eukaryota, Fungi, Ascomycota, Pichiomycetes, Serinales, Debaryomycetaceae. The transcript has a single exon.
AUGAGUCGCUACUUGGUAUUGAACCCUAACCCUGAAGGGCUAGACAAAGUCGUUACCAAGGCAAAUGUUCAGAACCAGAAAAAUGGACCUUUCGAAGCGGUGUUAUUCCUCGGAGACGCCUACCUGGCGUGGCCAUCGCAACGACUUGAUGUACCAAGUUUCGUCAUUGAAGGAAAGGGGGGCGAAAUACAAUCUCAACCUGACGUGAAUGAAACUAAUUACAACCGUCUUGAUGAACCAGUCGUACAAAAAACCCUUGAUCUGGGAACAAAAGUCAUGUUUGUUGGUGCUAGUGCCGAGACUGACCUUGAUUCACAUGUCGAAGAAGUUACCGAACCCGUGGACAUUUUGGUUACCUACGACUGGCCCUGGGCAAUCGCUCGACAGGAAAACUAUGCCAGUUUUGGCAACAAGCAAAUCGAUAAACUUGUUAAUAAGGUGCGGCCUACUUAUCACUUUGCUGUGGGACCUGAGCAUACGGGGAAAUUUUUCGAAAACCGACCGUUUCGGUGGUCCGAUGGUCGUCACACUCGUUUCAUCUCGUUAGGCCAGGAAGGCAGCGGUGACAAAUGGUAUUACGCUUUCAAGCUUGAGGAAGAAACUAUUGAUGACUCGCAGGCAAUUGCUAACCCUUUCACCACUGUAUCGCGCAAACGAGAGGCUCCUGACGACGAAGCUGUACUUAUUGAACGUAAAAGACGUCAACUUGAGCCUAAAGUGGUCAGCCCAAGCGAGUGCUUUUUCUGCUUGUCUAACCCCAAUGUUGAAACACAUAUGAUUGCCGCAAUUGGCAAACACAGCUAUCUUACAACUGCCAAAGGUCCUUUGACACGUCCCCUCAAGAACUUGGCGUUUACUGGUCAUGUCAUCAUUAUUCCCAUUCAGCACAUACCCACAUUGAAAGAUCAUCAAGAGACUAAUGCCGAAAUGAACAAGUUCCAACAGGCAAUUAUCGAUUCCUACGCGAACACUGAGUACGUCCCAAUUUUCUUCGAAAUUUCAAGAGCUCUGAAUGUUCACUUCCAUGUGCAAUGUGUUCCUGUGCCUAAACUGAAGCUCGAGAAAUUUGAAAGUGUUCUCACACAAAAAGCAUUGCAAAAUAACGAAAGAUAUCAUGACCGCAACCAGAAACUUGAGUUUGAGAAGCUGGAGGAUGGCACUACACCUGACGGGGAUUUCAUCAGAUUUACCAUUGGGAACCCUACUCGCACAUACUUUGUGGCCCGUCUAUUGGAACCUGACAAAAUGAUUGACUUGCAAUUUCCCCGGAGGGUUCUUGCUGUAACACUUAACUUGACUAAGCGAAUCUACUGGAAUCAAUGUAAACAGCCUAAGUUUGUUGAGACCGAAGAAUGUGACGAGUUUAAGAAGUUUUUCAAGCCUCAUGAUUUUACUAUUGAAUUAAGUUGA